AUGCUGCGAUACCUUCGGGUGUUGUGUCUCCGCGAUUGGCUACUCGACCACACUGUUGCGUGGAGACAGUAUGCUCGAGUUCGACGCAGCUUGCCGCUUACGGUUACUUUCACACCUCUCCAAAUUGGUCUUCCAUGCGCGUCAUUUGCAACCCGUGGAGACCGAGUGUGGAGCUCGACUAUCCGCAAGCGCACGUUUUCAACGGAGAACGAGAGCUCGCCGAGCACGACUGACGUUGCUCCGGGGCCUGCAGUUGGAGACCGAGCACAACGCAGCACGACGCCCUCGCUCUAUCCUGGAGGUGGAGACAAGCUCUCAGGGAGCGUCUCCAAUUCUGCAGGCGUCGUGAAAGCCACUGAGGAAACCCUGCGGCAGAUGAACCUGUUUACUGCGAUUAACUCGGCGCUGUCGUGUGCACUUGAGAGUAACCCCAAAGUUCUCGUAUUUGGAGAAGAUGUUGCUUUUGGUGGUGUAUUUCGUUGUACAAGUCAGCUUCAGAAGCGAUUCGGCAGACAGAGAGUCUUCAAUACGCCUCUGACAGAGCAGGGCAUCGUAGGUUUUGCGGCCGGACUGGCAGCGAUGGGUUAUCGCCCGGUAGCGGAGAUCCAGUUCGCAGACUAUAUAUAUCCCGCUUUCGAUCAGAUAGUGAAUGAGAUCGCGAAAUAUCGCUACCGAUCUGGAGGACAGUUUAAUUGUGGUGGAGUGGUUAUCAGAGCGCCUUACGGCGCGGUCGGCCAUGGAGGGCACUACCAUUCGCAAUCUCCUGAGGCUUAUUUUUUGCACACGGCCGGUAUCAAGGUCGUUAUACCCCGCGAUCCGUUCACCGCAAAAGGCCUUUUGUUGCAGUCGAUCGCUGAGGAUGAUCCGGUCAUCUUCUUCGAGCCCAAGGCACUUUAUCGAGCAGCCCAGGCAGAGGUACCUCUCAGCAAGUAUGUGUUGCCACUUGGCCGGGCUGAGAUCGUUCGCCCCGGGACGGACAUCACCUUGGUGGCAUACGGAGCGCAAGUCCGCGUGCUUCUCGAAGCAGCCCAAGUCGUCGCCAGAGAAGACAAGAUCGAGGCAGAGGUCAUAGAUAUUCAAACGAUUCUGCCGUGGGAUGAAGCGACAGUGUGCGAAUCCGUUGCGCGCACCGGGCGAUGCAUCGUCAGCCAUGAGGCGCCGCUUACUGGUGGAGUCGGUGCCGAAGUUGCCGCUCGAAUCCAGGAGGAAUGUUUCCUCGACCUGGAGAGUCCGGUCAUGCGCGUAUGUGGCUAUGAUAUGCCUUUCCCUCUUGUCCACGAGAAGAACUAUUUGCCAUCCGCAGAAAAAGUUGUGCAGUGCAUUCGAGAUUGCCUGAAUUACUGA
This is a messenger RNA of Cyanidioschyzon merolae strain 10D, 1344 nucleotides long. RefSeq names its product branched-chain alpha-keto acid decarboxylase E1 beta subunit. Gene Ontology annotation, molecular function: catalytic activity. Gene Ontology annotation, biological process: branched-chain amino acid catabolic process; response to nutrient. The record is from RefSeq and is a predicted model, not a curated record. The transcript has a single exon. NCBI's taxonomy places the organism in Eukaryota, Rhodophyta, Bangiophyceae, Cyanidiales, Cyanidiaceae. The coding region runs from base 1 to 1344 and encodes 447 amino acids.